Messenger RNA from Paecilomyces variotii, 1811 nucleotides. Its product is annotated as ribosomal protein S5 domain 2-type protein. Gene Ontology annotation, molecular function: ATP binding; phosphomevalonate kinase activity. Gene Ontology annotation, biological process: ergosterol biosynthetic process; isopentenyl diphosphate biosynthetic process, mevalonate pathway. Gene Ontology annotation, cellular component: peroxisome. The record is from RefSeq and is a predicted model, not a curated record. Lineage: Eukaryota; Fungi; Ascomycota; Eurotiomycetes; Eurotiales; Thermoascaceae. The transcript is spliced from 2 exons. Bases 181 to 1644 code for a protein of 487 amino acids.
CAACCUCGUUCCUUCCGUUUCGGCCCCACGAGCACGGAUCCCCAAUCAUUGCCAGAACUUCUGACCUUUCCGCUCUUGAGCAACUCUACUGCUUUGUAGCAAGCAGAUAAAGUGUCAGGAUUGAGUGUGCAGUGGUGAGAGAAAAGCGACAACCAGAUUACCCUCGAUCAGCUCGCCGCAAUGUCUCCUUUAGCCUCUGCAACGACCGCUCUCUCGGCCCCCGGUAAGGUGUUGCUUAGCGGUGGCUACCUCGUCCUUGACCGCGACUACACCGGCACUGUUUUUGCACUCGACGCCAGAAUACAUGUCAUUGUCCAACAGCUGAGGAAGCAGCCGAAGAAGGACCCGUCUGGAACGGAGUCAGUUCCAGCUGCCAGCGCGCAAUCGGCGGCCAAAGGCGAUGCAGCGGAAGGAGACAAGAACGAUGAGGAAGAGGUUAUCUUUGUCAGAUCGCCUCAAUUCCUGGACGCGGUCUGGGAGUAUUCUCUGGAGAGGUACGACAAUGGCGGGGGUGUAAAGGCUGUACAGAAGGGUGAGGGACGUCGGAAUCCAUUUGUCGAGACUUCCCUGAAUUACGCUUUGACUUACAUCAGCUACGUCGCCGACUCUAAGGAUUUUGGGUCUCUUUCCAUCACCAUCCUGGCAGAUAAUGACUACUAUUCAGAGACCGCCUCGUCCAGAGGCCCAGCUGCGUUCUCCCGUAGUCGUUUUGCCAACUUUGGGGUCCCUCUGCACGAAGCGCACAAGACGGGGCUGGGAUCUUCUGCAGCUCUGGUCACAGCUCUGGUUUCCGCCCUGGUAAUCCAUCGUACCAUGCAGCCUGACGAUCUAGGUGCUGCGAGAGAUAAGCUACAUAACCUUGCCCAGGCGGCCCAUUGUGCGGCCCAGGGGAAAGUGGGUUCUGGCUUCGACGUAGGAGCCGCGGUGUACGGGUCCUGUCUUUACCGACGCUUCACGCCGAUCAUCUUGGAGAAGGUCGGCGACGUAGGCAGUCCAGGAUUUGAGGAGAGGCUCUUCUCUACCGUCGAGGAUCUCGAUCAGGAGCAUCCAUGGGAUACAGAGUGCGUUGACUUUGGCAUGAGGCUCCCUCGAGGCAUGCAGAUGGUCCUCUGCGACGUGGACUGCGGAUCGCAGACGCCUUCGAUGGUCAAGAAGGUCCUCGCCUGGCGCCAGGAAAACAAGGACGAAGCAGACCUUCUCUGGACCGCUCUGCAAUCCAACAAUGACCAGCUCCGAGAAGAGCUGAAGCGGCUCGCAGAGAAUCCGGGAUUUCCCAGUGCUGAUGGCUUCCAACGAGUCCGUACGUACCUACAGCGCUCUCGAGAGUAUAUCCGCACCAUGACGCGCAAGUCGGGCGUUCCUAUCGAACCCAAGGUACAGACGGAGCUUCUCGAUGCGGCAUCAAGCCUCGACGGUGUCAUCGGAGGCGUUGUCCCUGGUGCAGGCGGAUACGAUGCCAUUGUGCUCCUGAUCCGAGACGACCCGGAAGUGAUCAGCCGCCUGAAGUCGUUGUUCGCGACCUGGCAGAGCAAAGUCGAAGAUGACUUUGGCGGAAAGAUUGGGACCGCUCGGUUGCUGGGAGUCAGACAUGGGUCCGAAGGAGCACGCAACGAGAUCCUGGAGCAGUAUGCAGGAUGGAUUUGAGCUUCUGCGAAUCAUCCUUCGCCACUAGCCGGAGGAUAUCCGUUACACGAUACGACGCUACGAUUGCAUUCAAUACCCGACUACUUCAUGAGACUAUUCAGCGUAUAGCAUCAGUACCAUACACACGGAGUCUUGAGCAAUUGUCCGUUUGCUGAAAUGAAGCUAUU